This is a messenger RNA of Chrysochloris asiatica (Cape golden mole), 1383 nucleotides long. RefSeq names its product diphthamide biosynthesis 7 (gene DPH7). NCBI's taxonomy places the organism in Eukaryota, Metazoa, Chordata, Mammalia, Afrosoricida, Chrysochloridae. Gene Ontology annotation, molecular function: protein binding. The record is from RefSeq and is a predicted model, not a curated record. The coding region runs from base 1 to 1383 and encodes 460 amino acids. The transcript is spliced from 9 exons.
AUGGCUUCUUGUCGCUGCCCUGCUGGGAGCCCGAGCGCGGAGUUCCCCCAGACGGAAGUCUUCGCGCCGGGAGCCCACGGCCGGCUGCUGCAGACGGUGGACACCGAGUACACGGCAGACUCGGUGGAGUGGUGCCCGCUGGAAGGCUACCGACACUUGCUGGCGUGCGGCACCUACCAGCUGCAAAAGCCGGAGGACAGGGCCUACGACUCGGAGAGCAAGUCUCAAACCCGCUUAGGUCGCCUUUACUUGUACACCUUCAACGAGGAGAAUUCUGCCUCUGUGUUAGUUGAAACCCACAGAAGAGACAUGGCUGCUAUCCUGGACAUGAAAUGGUGCCACAUUCCAGUGACCGACCACCCCAUCUUGGGCUUGGCGGAUGCUGGUGGAUCCCUACAGCUGCUCUGCUUGAUGGACUCCAAGAACUACAGUCUACAGCCGGUGUCCAGCCUAGUCCUGGGAGAGCGAAGACUGGCCUUGUCCCUGGAUUGGUCCACUGGGAAGAUGGGAAGGUAUGACCAGCCCUUGAAGAUUGUCAGCAGUGAUUCCCAGGGGCAGCUGCACCUGCUGACAGUGAAUGAGGCCAGCCUGGGGCUGCAGUUAGUGGACACUUGGCAGGCCCACCGAUUUGAGGCCUGGAUCGCAGCUUUCAACUACUGGCAGACGGAGGUCAUAUACUCAGGGGGAGACGACGGACUCCUGAAAGGUUGGGACACCAGACAGCAGCUCUGCUCGCCUCUGUUCACCAGCAUGAGGCACUCCAUGGGCGUGUGUAGCAUCCAGAGUAACCCGCACCAAGAGUACAUCCUGGCCACUGGCAGUUACGACCAGCAUGUCCUGCUGUGGGACACACGCAACAUGAUGCAGCCCUUGGCGGACACACCUGUCCAGGGUGGCGUGUGGAGGCUCAAGUGGCACCCCACCCGCCCCCACCUGUUGCUGGCCGCCUGUAUGCACAGUGGCUACAAGGUGCUCAACUGUCAGGCAGCCUUGGAGGAGGACCAGAACGUGUGCUCAGUCUCCUUGUCCUACGUACAGUCCAACUCGCUGACUUACGGGGCGGACUGGUCCUGGCUCAGCCCGAAGUCACGCUUGCAGCCCCUUCAGCAGACCCCUUUCAAAUCCGAAAUGGAGGUCAAGUCGGCCAACUUGCUGCCCAAGCUGAAGCAUCCAGGCACACCGGGGGCCACCAGUGUAGAUCAUGUAGGGGCGGUUGAUGAUGGGGAGGACCAUGAUGCAGAGUCCAGGUCCUUGCAAGUGGCAAGGAGGAAAUCUUGUGACUUUCACUUUAGCCUGAAUACCGCCAACGUGGAUACUAGCUUCCUGGCCACGUGCUUGUUUUACGGGCAUGCGCUCCACGUCUGGAAGUGGAAAAUGAGCUGA